CCUUUUGUAGCUCUACCCCAUGCAAACUUGCAACUCUCUCUGCUUCUCUCUUUUGCACACAGAGCUAAGCCACGCAUCACACGCCCGGCAUCUUUCCAGGAUCAAACAAGACCUUCUCCCUUGGUGCCCAGAAGACGCCAAAGGGUUCACUUCGUAGGAUGGCACAAGGGACAAACCCAAGCGCCCGGCAGGCCACAGAGUGACCGCUUAAGCCUUUGGGGCUUAAAAGGUCAUUUUCUAGCCACAAAGAAGGACUUGGAUCUACUUUGAAGAAGGAGUAUGGCAGAGUCAAGGAGCCAGGAUCUCUUUUGGAAGAGUUUUUGGCUAGUAGCAGCCUGGUUCCUGUGUCCAUGGGUGCCCCCCAUCCAAGGCAGCUUUGCCAAUGUCCCCGUGGUCUCCAUCCCUGAAACCCCGUCUGAGGGCCAGAACGUCACCCUCUCCGUGGAGAACGUGACGGGCACCAUCCGGGAGAUCAACUGGUACCGAGGGCAGGCCACCGAGGGGGCCACCAGGCUCUUCACCUACUUCCCUGGUUAUGGCCGUCCACAGCGGAACGGGAUCCAAAACACGCAGAGGGAAUUUGGCUUCCCCAAUGGCUCCCUCCUCAUCACGGGGGUCCGGCCCAGCGAUGCCAAGACCUACACCGUCCUGAUCCUGAUCCGACCCAAGGGGACUCUCAAAGGGACCUUUGAGCUGAACCUGGCCGGCCCAGUUACUCAUCCGCCUCCAACAACAACAUCCACUCCGCAGACGCCAUCCAUCAAGGAGCCAACGCGACCGCCUUCGAUGCUGGGGUGGAUCGUGGCCGGGGUGAUGGUGGGCGUCUUGCUGGCGGGAGCAGUGGGGGCCACCCUGGUCUACCGGUUUGUCUUAUACAAGAUGGAGCCCAGUACAGGGAUGGAUCCAAGAGGGAGAAAAACGCCGGCCCCCAAACAUGAUGACAAGGAGCCCAUCUACGAAGUGAUGGAUUCCCCCGUGGAAUCGCCCAAGACAGAAGGGAAAGAGCCGCUCCCAACGCCAGGACCGCUGCCUCCUCUGCCAGGGACCUGCCCCAACUUGGAGUCAAACUACAUGGAGCUGCUGAAAAGAACAGAGUCAAUUUAUUCCGAGAUCAAGAGGUGACGUAACCAUUUGGAAAAUACCUCUGGACACCCAGUUUCCAACCUAGAUAUCUAGAUCCCAGAAACGACCCAUUCCAGUAUUCCUGGGAGGUGAAGCUUUGGUCCCUUGGCUUUCUGUCCUUCUUCCACUGAUGGAACCCAGGACUUUGCCUCCUCAAGACUGUGAAAACCACCACCAAUUUCAAUCCAUGCUUCUUGAGCCCUUUGAGACUUUUAUCUCGAUGGGGUGGAUGACCUGGAAGAAACGUGACACAGCCUGGGGAGGAAACCAUGGUGCUCUUGUUCCCAUAUCCCUAGAAGGCAUGGGGGCACAUUCAUCCCCCAAAUUUGAGGGGGUCUUGGAGACAUAAAAAUUGACUUGGAGACCACAUACCGAUCAUGGACCUGCUAUCCAAACUUCUGGGCUAAAGGGAUACUUUGGGGAAAGAUUCUGGGGAAAGCAAAGGAGAAAAAGAGACUAGUCCCCCCAAAACCAUGCCUGUACAUAGGUACUAGGACAUAUGGGGAAAACCGGACAGUACUGUAUCCUUUGGCUAUCCAGGUUUGGCAAGGAUGAUCCUGAUUAAUCCUUUGCCGUCCCACUUUCUCACCUGCUUUUAAAACGUCCUGUUUCUCUCUCCUCCUCCCACUUUCCCCCUUUUGUCCUUGGCUUAAUCAGCUGGGAAUCAAAUAAUACAACUAGGUGACGUCAAAGGCUUUCAUGGCCGGCAUCCAUAGCUUUUGUGGGUUUUUCAAGCUAUGUCGCCAUGCUCUAAGAGAGUUGAUUCCUAACAUUUUGCCAACAUCUGUUGCUGACAUCUUCAGAGAAUGCUGCCCUUAGAAGAUGCCAGCCACAGAUGCUGGCAAAACAUCAGGAAUAAACUCUUCUAGAACAUGGCCAUAUAGCCCCAACCCCCCCCCCCCCACAAAAAAACGAUAGUUAAUAGAAAGAUUAAAUGAGUGAGGCUAACCUUUUUCCAAGACAAAUGAGACUGAGGGAGACCAUUAGCUGUAACGAUAUUAAAGUCCAAUGUUACCUCCCUGCAGAAUGGCUGCCAGGUGAAAUAAAUGGCUGGGCUCCUUUCCCUUGAUAAGCAACACUUGCUGAAAUGCCUUCUCCUACCCAGCCUUUAAAGGGACAGGAGCCCUGACCCUUAUUUAAUCCAACAGCCUAUUCUGACCGUAUCAUACAAGGCUAAAAGUGUACCCAUACUCCUAGCAGUUUGAUCCCAAGGCUCCAUCCUAACAACUCCUGGGAUGGGUAGUUUGCUAAGGAAUGUAAACUCUUCUUCUGGAGAGAUGGAGCGCUGUAGUUCCCAGAGUGAAGGUAUGUUUCUGUAGUUCAGAGGGAGGCACAUGGUGCUAUCUUACAGAAUCUUAGGAUGCAUCGUUUUGGGGAUGUGUUUGGAUGUUGCCAUCUAGAAUCAUAGCAUCUUAGAAUAAUAGAGUUGGAAGAGACCCCAAGAAGGACCAUCCAGUCCAACCCCAUUCUGCCUUGCAGGAAAUCUCAAUCAAAGCAUCCCCAUCAGGGAUGUAGCCAUGAUUUUGGGAAGGGGGGGUGUCCUGACUAAGUGCCACCAUUAUAAUGGGGCUUGGGUGCGAUGGCACGGCAGCAUGCAUCAUUCAUUAUAUGUAACAGAAGGGGGGGGGGUCUGGACCCCACAGACCCCCUCCUUGGCUAUGUCCCUGUCCCCAUUGAUAGAUGGCCAUCCAGCCUCUGUUUAAAGCCCUCCAAGGAAGGAGACUCCACUACACUAUGGGCACAUAACCCGAAAAAAACACAAAAAACCCUAACACAACUAGGCUUUGCCAAAUCCAAAACCUUCAGCAGCAGGCCAAGAUUGGGUGCUGUUGUUUUUAUCACUGCCAUCUCUGUUUUCUAUGUUGGGGGGGAUCACCUGUUGAAUUUCCGGCUGACAUGGAUCUGGAAAGAUACAGGAGCCCCAUACCCACCGUGGCUUGGGCAAGUUCUUGGUCAUCUCUGCACCUUGUUAUUAAAUGGCAGAAGGA
Messenger RNA from Sceloporus undulatus (fence lizard), 3110 nucleotides. It is a transcript of the gene CEACAM19, whose product is annotated as CEA cell adhesion molecule 19. Bases 280 to 1122 code for a protein of 280 amino acids. NCBI's taxonomy places the organism in Eukaryota, Metazoa, Chordata, Lepidosauria, Squamata, Phrynosomatidae. The transcript has 7 exons. The record is from RefSeq and is a predicted model, not a curated record.